This is a messenger RNA of Colletes gigas, 3580 nucleotides long. RefSeq names its product cleft lip and palate transmembrane protein 1 homolog. Gene Ontology annotation, cellular component: membrane; endomembrane system. The coding region runs from base 29 to 1942 and encodes 637 amino acids. The record is from RefSeq and is a predicted model, not a curated record. Lineage: Eukaryota; Metazoa; Arthropoda; Insecta; Hymenoptera; Colletidae. The transcript has 6 exons.
CUACACCCGAAACAAUCCGAACACAAAAAUGGUGGAUGCUGAAAAUGAUAGCCAGGAUUCUAAGGAAGUAAAUAUCAGAGAAAAUAUGGAUAACAAUCAACAAAAGGGAGAAUUGGUUCCCAUGGAGGAUAACGAAGUGAAUGCAGAAAUUGAGGAACGAAGGAAAAAAUAUCAGCCUUCGCGUCUUGAAUCAUUCUUUGCAAUAACAAAGUCUUUAAUCAUACGUGCCAUUAUUAUUUAUUUCGUUAUUUAUCUAUUUAGACGUCCCCAAACCAAUAUUAAUGUUCAAUCUUCUGGUGCUGUUAAUUCACCAGAUUCGCUAUCUAUAAACAUAUUUCAAAAUGGGACAUUGUUCGAUUUACAUGUUUAUUUAUCAGAAUCUGAGACUUUUAAACAGUUUAAUGAUACAGAGAAAUUAAUAUGGUUGGAACAAGGAUUAAUUUAUGGAGAUUGGUAUAGCGGACCAGAUAAAGACGGCUCAAAGACUAUAAAAUAUAAAUUUAAUCCAUCCGAUCAAUUAAAAAACAAUGGAUCUAUAUACCUUCAUGUAUAUGUUACAAAGAGCGGAAAAUCUCCAAAUCCUAAAGCAAGCAAAAAUGUUUAUGCGGGUGAUUACAUGUCAUAUUCUCGAAUAAUGUUAAAUAAAUUUAAGAAAAUUAAAUACCAAAAGAAACAUAAUUUGUUAACUGGUGAAACUACUGCGACUAAAGAGGAAAUUGAGAAAGCUGAAGUAAUGAAUCAAGAGUAUGUGUCACAUUGGCAUCCUAAUUUAACUAUUAAUUUAGUAACUGAUCAAACUAAUUGGGUACAUGGUCAUGUGCCAUCUCCUUUAGAUACGUACAUCCAAUUUUUACCUGGAGAGAUAUUUUAUAAACCCGCGAUACACAUGAAUGACUUUUGGAACAUGCAAAGGGAUUAUCAACCCUUGAACGAAACUGUAAAGGAGCUUGAACUUAGAUUAACUUAUCAACCUCUUUCAUUGUUUAAGUGGCAAAUAUAUAUAGCUCAAACAAUCAGAAAUACAUGGACAUCUUCUCUUAUGGGAGAUUCGUUGGACGAAGAUGACAAUGAUCAAGAUACUUUGAAGGAAACAUUAUUGGAAACUAAUCCUUAUCUGUUGGGUCUGACUAUAAUUAUAUCAGUAUUACACAGUGGAUUCGAAUUUUUAGCAUUUAAGAAUGAUAUUCAAUUUUGGAACAAUCGCAAUUCAUUGGAGGGUCUAUCCGUUCGAUCUGUAUUUUUCAAUGUUUUCCAAUCACUUGUUGUUUUAUUGUAUGUUCUUGACAAUGAAACGAAUACAGUUGUUCGGAUUAGUUGCGCGAUAGGUAUAUGCAUAGAAGUAUGGAAAAUUAAUAAGGUCAUAGAUAUUAACGUUAACAGGAAUUCAAAAGUAUUUGGUAUCUUUCCAAAAAUAAGUUUUCAUGAUAAAGGAUCAUACGUAGAAUCUACCACGAAAGAAUAUGACGAACUUGCAUUCAAAUAUUUAUCUUGGGCACUUUAUCCUCUUUUAGGAGGAUAUGCAAUUUACUCGUUAAUGUAUUUAGAACAUAAAGGUUGGUAUUCUUGGAUUCUUAGUAUGCUUUAUGGAUUUUUACUAACAUUUGGAUUUAUUAUGAUGACUCCACAAUUAUUUAUUAAUUAUAAACUAAAAAGUGUGGCACAUCUUCCAUGGCGUAUGAUGUCUUAUAAAUUUUUAAACACAUUCAUUGAUGAUAUUUUUGCAUUCGUUAUAAAAAUGCCAACACUCUAUAGAAUUGGUUGCUUCCGUGAUGAUAUUGUUUUCUUUAUAUUUUUGUACCAAAGACAGAUAUAUAAAACUGAUCGUACUAGGGUAAAUGAAUUUGGUUUCUCCGGUGAAAUGGAAAAUAAAAUAACUACCGAUAAUAAACACCAUGCUAUCAAAGAUUCGCCGAAAACUGAAACAGAUAAAAAGAAUAAGUAAUAUACAGUAUAGUAUAAUGUUAGCGUUGAGUGUAUUAUUCGAACUUUAUCUGAAAUUAAUAAACAUAUUAGUACCAAAGGAUAUAUCUGCAUGCAUUAAUACGUAUCACUGUGAGUUUGAUAUAAAUAUGUGUGUAAGUAUAUAUUCUUUUGGUUUAUGAGAUUUAGCCAAAUAAAUAAGCCUCGCAAAGGUACCAAUACCCUUAAAUGGGGGGAUGUCGAUAUCCAUUGUACUAGGCAUAAUGUUAACUGACAAAAUUUUAGUACCAACAUAAGCAACUAUGUAUAUUCUUUUAGGAAGCUGUUGUCAUCGUGUUUUAUUUAGAAUUUGUUGUCUUUUCAUUUCUAUUUCAAUUCCUUAUAAUUGUUAUCGUUUUGAAUGAUAUUGAGGAAAAAAUAUAAAGUUCACUACGACAUUUAGAAAAUAUUUCAAACUGCGAUUUUGUUUUUGUUGUAUACAUAUAAAUUGAAAUCGUCCGAACUAUGCGUACAUUCAUACACAUAUAUUUACCUGAAUAAUUUGAAUGAAAAAAUAAUAUAUUUUACGUGCACACAUCAUGUUAAUACAAUGACAUUUGAGCAGUGUAUCUUUUGUACUAAAUAUUUUAGUUACACACAACACACACACACACACACACACACACACACACACAAAAUAUUGCAAAAUAUUUUUGCAGAAAAUAACAAACUUGAAACAAACUGGUUCGCGCAAUGCAAAUGUUUAAAAUUAAAUUGUGACCGCUCUUAGAUACGAUUAUAACUAUUGUUUUUAAUAAAUCAAUAUCUCUAAGUAAUGUUUAAUUUUAUAUUGUGAGUAAUAAUAGUUUACUAUUCAUUUUUCCUGAAAUUAACUUGUGUUCGCUAAAGACAAUGACGUUGAAUAAUUUAAUAAAAUGUACAUAGACAUUAUGUAUAGUUGAAAUGUGCAGGUUUAUUACGACAUCAAAAUAUUUCAGUAACAUAACAACGAGAUAAAUUUUUAGACAACAAAAAUUAUCCUUUUUAUAAUUGUUUAUAAUAUAAUUGUAACAAGGCUUCCUGAAAAGCAGUGUUGAGAAAAUUUUAAUCUGAUUAUAUUCUCCACGAUUACUUGUACAAAGUAAUUGCAUUGCAAAGUGCUAUUGCUUUGUAAAAGUAAUCAUAACAGAUACAAUCAGAUUACAUUUGGUCCAAUAUUAUUGUAAAGUAUACAAUCACGAAAUAUUAACAAGAUGCGAUAAAAGAAAACAAUGAAAAUAUAUAUGUAUAUUGUAUAAAAUACUCUAUGGAUGUAAUAGUGUGUAAUAGCAGCACACAUCAUGGAAAGACGUUAAUAAUUUGCGUGAGAGAGAGAAAAAACGUUGAUACAUUGAAUAUAUUCGAACUGCGAUGUAAAAAAUGUACAAGAAUAUUGGCAGGUAUAUAAGAUUUACAAGAGAUGACCCUAUAUUAAAGAAAGGUUAUACUUGUUACUUAUAAUACAGUAUAAAAACUGUCUGUAGGUAUACAGCAACGCAUUUAACAACAGUGUUUUCUAUUUGCAAUUUGUUCAAAUUAUUUUCAAUCCUAUGAUUAACAUGUAAAUUAUUCUUUAAAAUGUACCGUCAAUAGAAAUGCAAAGUAAUUGUAUAAACUUAAAAUUGAUCGCAAUAUUGUUAAC